Messenger RNA from Saccoglossus kowalevskii, 759 nucleotides. Its product is annotated as NXPE family member 1-like. The record is from RefSeq and is a predicted model, not a curated record. NCBI's taxonomy places the organism in Eukaryota, Metazoa, Hemichordata, Enteropneusta, Harrimaniidae.
AUGGCUUUGAAACGUCAUACACGGAAUAUUACCUUGGGUGAGCUAGGAAGUAUGGGAAUGACUAGCGCUAAAAACUCUUUAUUUCGCAUCAGAGGAAAUAUCUCAAAUUACCACUUUGCUGAUCACAUACACAUCAUGAUAGAUGCCAAAGAUGAUAACGGAAGGCAACGCGUUCUUGGUGGUGAUAUAUGGAAACCAAUGAUGUUAAAUCCAAAUCUCAAAUCCAGUGUAAUGGGCAAUGUAGUUGACUAUGACAACGGUACAUACAGUAUAUACUUCUUCGCUGCAUGGAGUGGGGAAGCGUUCAUUGAUAUUCAGCUUGUUCAUACUCGCGAUGCCGCACUGUACAUUGAGGACGUCUUCAGAAAAACGGAAAAAAUGACGUGGCAAGGUGUCUACAGCAGAGGUGGCUUAGAAGAGACGAGUGUGUGUCACCUGCGUCGUGAGGGGACGUGGGCAAAUCAAUGUGAACACAUGAGAAAUCUACAUUUUGGUAGAACGCUCAUUUUGUGUGAAAAACCAGUGAAUCUGACAUGUGGGGACUUAAAAUUUUUUCAUACAGCAAGUGUAUCAUUGGACAAUAAGCAACAUCUGGAAGACAUGUUUAACAGGUGUAAUAAACUUAACUAUGAUGCCACUGCCACACGAUUAAUCACAGAUAAGUUCUUGCCUAUUGACUUGUGUAGAGCUCGGGCUUCUAACAGACAACUGAACAACUAUUUGAUUAGGACUCAGGAUGUUCAGGAUGAAAUAUUUCAG